Oncorhynchus gorbuscha (pink salmon) is the source of this 5398-nucleotide messenger RNA. Its product is annotated as proline-rich protein 36-like. Gene Ontology annotation, biological process: cell differentiation. NCBI's taxonomy places the organism in Eukaryota, Metazoa, Chordata, Actinopteri, Salmoniformes, Salmonidae. The annotation marks the transcript as partial. The record is from RefSeq and is a predicted model, not a curated record. The transcript has 9 exons.
UCGUAGCCUAUCAGAGGACAGGCUGCAUGAUGACAAGGCCAGGAAGGACAGAAGACAGAAAAAGAGGUCCAAGCUGCUGGACUGUCUGUCUCAGUCCUGCUUCUCUGCCUGCUGGAGGAGAAAGUCUACAGCGGCAUCGCCAGACGAAGACCUCUUGGCAUAUUCGUUCCGGCCGCCGCCGAGCCCCCCGUUGAACUUUUACGAAGACAUUGAUGACACAUUUAAUGGGGGUGACAUCAUGACUAAUGUCUGUGACCUCACAGUCGCCGAGGACACGGAUUGGUCCAAGCCCCUCCCCCUGCCUACACCAGAGGAGAAGAUGAGGCAGCAGGCGCAGGCCAUCGCCGCUGAAAUAGUACCCAUCAACAUCACUGGUGAGGGUUUUGAGCGUCAGGCCAGUUUCCGGCGAGCGUUAGCCAACACAGACACUGUGAUCCGUCAUCCCCGGAACAAACUCACACGCCGCAAGACCAUGGCCGGAAUACCUGAUGACAUCACCAGAGAUCUGGAACAUGAAGCUGAUGAAGAGCCAGGGUGUAGUGAAACAGUGGUUCAGCCUGGUCAGUACUCUACUUUGGGCCAGAUCGGCAUUGUCAACACAGCCCUGCUACAGAGCACUAUCGUACGGCCCUCACACACCCAGUCACACACGCCCUCACAUGCCCCAGAGGACGGUCAGACGGGGGAGGAGAGAAGAGAGGAGGGAAGGUUGGACAAGGAGAUUGUGGUGGACAAUAGAGAGGAGGAGGAAAGGAGAGUGGUGAAGUCAUCAGUGUGUUGGAUCCAGGCCCAGAGAGGACAGGGCAUCUCUUCUCUGAUGGCUUCUCUCACCCCGACCCUCAACCCUGACCCCUCGUUUACUUCUAACCCUCACCCUAGCCUCACUCUCAACCCUAUCCCUUCCCUUAAGAUUCAACCUCACCCUAGCCUCACCCCCUCAUCUUCCAUGGACAGUGUCUCCCUGGCGGGUGAAGAUGGGGGGAAGGGCUUCCACAGCCUCCCUCGUAAGGACACCUUGUCCUCUGUGAGCAGCUGCCUUACCACCCCCUACAGGACACUCUGCGACACUGCACCCUGCUCUAUGAGCCAGAAGGGUUGGAGCUGCAAAUCCCAGAGUCAGAGCACAUUGCUCAGGGAGGACUGGAGCUACGUGCCCCUUCUGACCUCCAGCCAUUCCUCCCCACUCCACCCUCUCUCCUCCAUUUCCUCCCCCUCUCAGACCGACUGCAGCUCUCUCUGCUCCAGGGAUACAGAGACCGCCGGACACUCCCCUUGCAGUGGCUCAAGUCCCACAGCCACGGCUGCAUUUCUGCCGACUACGCCACCGGCAACAACCGCUGUCCCCACGGUAACCAAGACCAGCACGGUCUCCAUAGCAACAGCUAGAGGAGGUGGUGGUGACGUUACAGAGGAGUCUCCAGACCCCCAGUCCUGCUCCCGUUUCCCCUCUGGUCUCCCCUGUGGUGUUCGAGGUGUUCGAGGAUCCUUGGGUCCCCGCUGUCGCAGCUUCAGCAGUCUUAGCAUGGGGGAAAGGGGAGCUGCUGAUACAGCCAGCCAGAUCAACCAGGUCCCUCACUUCCACAGCUUCCAGGACCAGGUCUACCCUCCCAGCUACCGCCUCAAGCAGCCUCACCACUCUGCGCCCCGCUCAGCCAGUACUGGAGGGCUGAGCCGGCCUAUGGGACCUAAAACGGCCGCUUCUUUUCCAAACAUGGCCACCUCUGCAGGGAGACUGCACUGUCUGGCUUCCAACUCCAGCGGAUACUACAGCCAGUGCAACAAUCUAACAUCUUCCUCACCCCAAACCACCUCCUCACCCCUCACUUCCUCCUCCUCACCCCUCACUUCCUCCUCCUCCCUGCCCCUCACCUCCUCCCUUCCCAGGACUUGUUCUACCCCUGGCAGAGGAAGGCCCAAGCCCCCCAUCCCAGAGAGAAAGUCCUCCCUCCUCUCCUCCCCCUCUUCCUCCUUUUCUUCCACUUCCUCCCUCUCUUCCUACAUCUCUGCUGACUCUGCCAGAUACCCCCCUCUCCCCCCUCUUACGCUCCUCCCUGAGUCCAACACUCCUUCCUCUCUACCUCCACCCUACCCAUCCCUUCCACAACAACAAUCACUCGCCUCUCCUCCUCCUCUCCCUCAACUGUGCAUCUCUCGUACUCUCCCCUCUCGCCUUCCUCUAACUCAGCCUUCUCUCCCCUCUCCCCUUCCUCUAACUCAGCCUUAUCUCCCCUCUCCCCCUCCACUACUUCAGCCUUCUCUCCCCGCUCCUCCUCCUCUACCCCAGCCAUCCCUCCCCACUCCUCUAACUUCUCCCCCUUCCCUCUUGCCUCCCUCACGUACCUGUGCAGUGCAACAGACUCAGCCCCACCCCUUUUAUACACCUGUUACACCUGCCAGUCAUGUGACAUCAUUGCCAGGAUUCCCUCCCCCUCCUUCCCCUGAGCUCUUAGAGGAUUUAGACCUCUCAAUCAACAGUCAUCCUACUCCCCCUCCUCCCCCACCUCCGCCACCUCCGCCACCUCCUCCCCCUUACACCCACACCCCUACACCACCUCCCCCUCUCCAGAGCCUCUCCGGAGUGAGUCCAGGAUGGCCCCCCCGUCCCUUGAUCACAACCCAAGCCCUGCAGAGAGUCACCCUGCGCUCUGUCAAGAGGCCACAAGAGCUAGCCCCACAGGAGCUAACUAGCAUUAUGCUAACAAACCCUACAUCAGCUAAUGUCGAACAGAGCCAAGAUAGCAAUGAUGCUACACUAACUAGCAUGAUGCUAACCAACGCAACCCCAGCUAAUGAUGGCCGGCAGUGCCCAGAGAGCACCGAUGCUAAGCUAACUUGCAUUACGCUAACCAACGCUAUGUCAACUAAUGAUGCCCAGCAGAGCCCAGAGAGCAUUGAUGCUAAGCUAAAUGGCAUCACGCUAACCUGCGCCCUGGAGAGAGUGGAGGGCAUGGAUGCCACACUAACCAGCACUGUGUUAGAGAGUGUGGAGAGGAUCAAUGCUAUUCUUACGGAGGCUGAAGAGAGACAGACCACUGGCGUUCAGAAAAUGGCUGCCAAUUCAUCUGGCACUAUGCUAGCAUAUUUCCAAAAGAGACUUGAAACCAAUGAUGCUAUGCUAAAGGCGGCCCCAAAGACACCGUCAGAGUCUGGCCCUCCUUGCUCCACACCGACCACUACUCAGCAGACUGACAGAACUAGAGAGUCUGUCCCUCCCUGCUCCACACCGACCACUACUCAGCACACUGACAGAACCAGAGAGUCUGUCCCUCCCUGCUCCACACCGACCACUACUCAGCAGACUGACAGAACCAGAGAGUCUGUCCCUCCCUGCUCCACACCGACCACUACUCAGCACACUGACAGAACCAGAGAGUCUGGCCCUCCCUGCUCCACACCGACCACUACUCAGCACACUGACAGAACCAGAGAGUCUGUUGGAACAGAAGACGCCCUCCGUCCCUCAACAACCCCACAGACGCCUAGAACCCCUCAGAAGCCUAGAAUCCCAGAGAACCCUAGAACUCCAGAGGCUAUAAUGAUAGAGAAGCCUAGAACACUGGAGAAGCCCAAAACACUGGAGAAGCUUAGAACACUGGAGAAGCUCAGAACACUGGAGAAGCCUAGAACCCCAGAAAAGCCUAACGUGGUUGUUCUCUCUAGGCCACUGAGAGCAGUGGUUUUAAGUUCUAGCUCUCCUGCUGUGAACAGAGGACCAGCGUUACAGAACGGAGAACACACGCCUCGACAGGAGACCACACCCUGCCUCACCAACGGCCAACUAGAGCACUUAACGUGGGCAAACACACUCACACACUCCCCUGCUACCCCCUCCUCCACCCCCCACAAAGUGAAGCUUCCUGUUGCCUUAAAGAACCCUAAACGAUCUCUACUGAGGACACACCAGACAGACACACCAACCCCACCACUCGUACUGACAAGUACACCUCCACAGCCCUUUGUCCCAGAGACAUCACCCUUUCUGGGGAUACAAUUGGCACAGACAGAGUCGCAGACAGAGACCCAACCAAAGCCAAAGCCUGAAUUCCCCUUCCUGAAACGCUACCAGUCAGAAUACUAUGUAGCGGAGUUACCAUCAAGGCCCUGUCCUCCAGUACCCUUUGUACCAGAGUUACCACCAAGGCCCUGUCCUUCAGAAGCCUGUGUACCAGAGUUACCACCAAGGCCCUGUCCUUCAGAAGCCUGUAUAGCAGAGUUACCACCAUGGCCCUGUCCUUCAGAAGCCUGUGUACCAGAGUUACCACCAAGGCCCUGUCCUUCAGAACCCUGUGUAGCAGAGUUACCACCAAGGCCCUGUCCUUCAGAACCCUGUGUACCAGAGUUACCACCAAGGCCCUGUCCUUCAGAACCCUGUGUACCAGAGUUACCACCAAGGCCCUGUCCUUCAGAACCCUGUGUACCAGAGCCACAGCAGGAGUCCUGUCCACUGGAGAUGGAGACAGAUACAGAGACAAAGCUAGAGAGUGGCUCUGUGCCAUAUACAGAGUUGGGGAGAUCAGAACCUGAACCAGAGGAGAUAUGGGUGAUGCAGAAUGAAGAGAGAGAGAAUGUGCACAUCACACUGAUGCUGGGGGGGAGAGAGGAGGAGGACAGACAGAGGGGAGCCAUUGAGGAGGACAGCAGAGAUUCUGGAAGUUUCUCUCCGGAAGAGAAUAGAGAUGCUCUUAGCAGUGGACUGUCAAUUGAAGAGGGGGAACUGGAGGAGGAGAGGAUGGAAUGGGAGAAGAGGGAAGAGAGGCGCAGUCUGGAGACAGACGGGACAGCAGCUCCACAGGAUCCCCUCAUUCUCCUCCUCUUCCUCCUCCUCCUCCUCAUCCUUUCCUCCAAUAGCCCUAGCCCCACCCCUCUGCGACCUCUAGAGGUGAUAGCAUCCACUUGGGUGAGAGGUCAUAUGUCAGGGGUCAGCAGCAGCAGUGGUAGCUUCAAGGCUCUGCUCCUGAGGAAGGGAAGUCGCUGCGACUCUGGAGCUCGCAUGUCUGCAGCUGAGAGACUCCGCAGUACCGCCCCAAAACACCAGAGUCCGCCACCACAUAGCCAGAGCCAAUCAGACACACACCUGCAGUUGGGAGUGAAGUCACACACCCACACACCUCAUCCCUCUCCACACACGCACACAGUCCAAGUCCAGCUCCCAUCUCUAGAAGUACCCCAGACUCAGUACAGACAGAGACACAGGAGGAAGGAAGAGUGGGCAAUCACUGAGCCCAGCCGACGUUUUGCUGCCUGCACCCGACUACCGAGCAGCUCAAUGACUGCCAUCCAGGAACAAGAGGGGGAGGGGGACGGCGAAUCACUGGAGAGUGAGGGAUUGUCCGAGACCAUCAAAUUGGACCACGAUUCACACAAGACUUUUGGAUUGGUCAAGCUUUCUGACGGAUAG